AAUAUGGCGCAGGAGGCCACCAGGGGGAAGUCCGUGCAAGUCCCGCCCCGGGCCCCGCCCCGAGCCCCGCGGUGUGACCGUCCCCCUCUCGACUCCUAGGCUGCCGAGCCGCUGUUAGCGGGCGCGCGGAAACCAUGGUUGGAGGGUCGGCGGGGACCUGGGCUGUGCUUGGCCCGCUUCUUUGGGGCUGCGGGCUGGCGCUGCAGGGCGGGAUGCUGUACCCCCGGGAGAGCGCGUCGCGGGAGCGCAAGGAGCUCAACGGCCUCUGGAGCUUCCGCGCCGACUUCUCCGACAAUCGGCGCCAGGGCUUCGAGCAGCAGUGGUACCGCGCGCCGCUGCGGGAGUCGGGUCCUACCCUGGACAUGCCUGUUCCCUCCAGCUUCAAUGACAUGGGCCAGGAUGAGCAGCUGCGCAGAUUUAUCGGCUGGGUGUGGUAUGAACGGGAGACGACCCUGCCCCAGCGAUGGACCCAGGACCUGGGCACAAGAGUGGUGCUGAGAAUUGGCAGCGCCCACUACUAUGCCAUUGUGUGGGUGAAUGGGGUCCAUGUGGCAGAGCAUGAGGGGGGCCACCUUCCGUUCGAGGCGGACAUCAGCAAGCUGGUCCAGAGUGGGCCCCUGUCCUCCUGCCGCAUUACCAUCGCCAUCAACAACACGCUCACCCCCCACACCCUGCCACCAGGGAACAUCAUCUACAAGACGGAUACUUCCAAGUACCCCAAGGGUUACUUUGUCCAGAACACAAACUUUGACUUCUUCAACUAUGCUGGACUUCACCGGCCCGUGCUCCUCUACACGACGCCCACCACCUACAUUGAUGACAUCACCAUCACCACCAAUGUGGACCAAGGCACUGGGCUGGUGUAUUACCAGAUUUUCAUCCAGGGCAGUGACCACUUCCAGCUAGAAGUGUAUCUUCUGGAUAAGGAUGGCAAAGUCGUAGCCCAGGGGACUGGGGGACAGGGCCAGCUGCGGGUGCCCAGUGCCCACCUCUGGUGGCCAUACAUGAUGCAUGAACACCCUGCCUACCUGUACUCGUUGGAGGUGAGGCUGACUGCACAGACGGCAGCUGGGCCUGUGUCUGACUUCUACACUCUCCCCGUGGGGAUUCGCACUGUAGCUGUCACAAAGAACCAGUUCCUCAUUAAUGGAAAACCUUUCUAUUUCCAUGGGGUCAACAAACAUGAGGAUGCAGACAUCCGAGGGAAGGGCUUUGACUGGCCACUGCUGGUGAAGGACUUCAACCUGCUUCUGUGGCUUGGUGCCAAUGCCUUCCGUACCAGCCACUACCCCUAUGCGGAGGAGGUGAUGCAGCUCUGUGACCAGUACGGGAUCGUGGUCAUCGAUGAGAGCCCUGGCGUGGGCAUCGUGCUGGUCCAGAGCUACGGCAACGUGUCUCUGCAGCACCACCUGGAGGUGAUGGAGGAGCUGGUACGCAGGGACAAGAAUCACCCAGCUGUUGUCAUGUGGUCUGUGGCCAAUGAGCCCACUUCCUUCCUGCAACCUGCAGGUUACUACUUCAAGACGCUGAUUGCCCACACAAAAGCCUUGGAUCCCACCCGGCCCGUGACCUUUGUGACCAAUGCCAACUGUGAAGCAGACCUGGGGGCGCCAUACGUGGAUGUCAUCUGUGUGAAUAGUUACUACUCCUGGUAUCAUGACUACGGGCACCUGGAGGUGAUUCCACUGCAGCUGGCCACCCAGUUUGAGGACUGGUAUAAGACCUAUCAGAAGCCAAUUAUUCAGAGCGAGUAUGGGGCAGACUCUAUUGCAGCAUUUCACCACGACCCACCGUUGAUGUUCAGUGAAGAGUACCAGAAAAGUCUGCUGGAGCAGUAUCAUUUGGUUCUGGAUGAAAAACGCAAAGAAUAUGUGGUUGGAGAGCUUAUCUGGAACUUUGCUGAUUUUAUGACUGACCAGUCACCACAGAGAGUAUUAGGAAAUAAAAAGGGGAUCUUCACUCGCCAGAGACAACCAAAAAGUACAGCAUUCCUUUUGCGAGAGAGGUACUGGAAACUUGCCAAUGAAACUAGGUACCAGCCAUGGGCUGCGAAGUCACUGUGUGAGAAAGAGCCUGUUUACUCAGUAAAGCAAGAACUACCUCUUCACUGACACCAGCUGCCAGCCCAUCCUUCCCAAGUGCAGCCGACGUCUACAGCAAACAGAGUGCCUCCUGGACUGUGGGCGACAGACCAGGAAGUUUCUGGUCUGGAUUUUGUAGUAAUUUGCUAGAAGGGAACAUUAGAGGUAAAAAUAAAAGCUUUUGCAGUAUGGAACUAAGAGCUGGCUCAAAAGUGACCACCCCAAAACUGAAUGAUCUGUACUGCUGAAAAACACCUGAAAUUAUUUUUGUGUCAAGCUGUUUACAUAACCUUAACCGUGUAUGGUUUUUGAGAAACCUGUGCCUCAACACUCACACCUCACUCAGAGUGGCUGAGUAUAGAUGGUGCGUGUCCACAGGUAUUCCUGCAGCCUAGGGCCACCCUCCUCACAAGCCAAACCAGGCCAGCCAUGACCAAGUGAGAGUCAGACUCCACAGGUGAGCCCAAGGCCCAACAAAUUUACAGGAAGUGACGUGCUGGGAUAAUGACCCAGGUCCGUGCCCUGGUUUCUGGUCAAGAAUUGAGCAGUGUCUGAACUGGGAAGGAGCUCAGAGGGUACCAGUUCUUGCAGGCGUAGUUCUUGCAGUCCUCUGACCUCAUCAUAACUGAUUCCACUGAUGGUGAGACCUCUUUAACUAGACUGGGCCUGUGGACAAGUACAGCUGACCCUUGACCACCACAGGUUUGAACUGUACGAGUCCACUUUGUAUCGACCCAGCAGUGCAAACUCGUGUUGCCCAAGGGUCAGCGCCGUGCUCAGGAUCGCACACGCAGGGAGGGGCUCACUGUAGUUAGAUGCAGACUGCCCACAGCGCGGGAGGUUGGAACCCCAAACCCUGCAUUGUUCAGGGGUUAACUGUAUUCCCAGCUCCCAGAGGAUGGUCUUCCCUUACAGAAUCAUUUCUCCUCUUCACAGGCUCCAUUACAGCAA
Phyllostomus discolor (pale spear-nosed bat) is the source of this 3032-nucleotide messenger RNA. It is a transcript of the gene GUSB, whose product is annotated as glucuronidase beta. Gene Ontology annotation, molecular function: beta-glucuronidase activity; signaling receptor binding; carbohydrate binding. The record is from RefSeq and is a predicted model, not a curated record. NCBI's taxonomy places the organism in Eukaryota, Metazoa, Chordata, Mammalia, Chiroptera, Phyllostomidae. The transcript has 12 exons. Gene Ontology annotation, biological process: glucuronoside catabolic process; carbohydrate metabolic process. The coding region runs from base 135 to 2111 and encodes 658 amino acids.